AUGGGUCCGCCCGUUUAUUUUAAGCCCGUUAGGCCCGCGGGCUCCGAGCCCAUUUUAACAUCCCUACCUUCUAGUUGUGAAGAGAUAAGAGAAGGGGAGGCACACGGGUUUGUGAUAGAUGCUCCUUCUUUGGAGUACUUGAAAAUUGUUGAUCACUGGAAAGGGUGUUGUGUCAUUGAGAAUAAUAUGAAUAAGAUAGUGAAGGCAAGUGUUGUCAUAAUGCGCCCCAAUCCUGAGCAGCUUAUGUGUUCUCUAACUUCAGCCAAGCGUCUUGUUCUCUGCCUCGAAACCUCAAUGACUUUGUGUCAUGUUGGAAGUGUUUUCCACUAUCUUAAACAUUUACAGAUGUGUAUAUGUGAGACAGAAUGGUUGAAUCUACUUAUGCCUAUGCUCAAUAACUCCCCUAAUCUACGAUACCUCAAACUUUAUUUGCGGUGCAUUAAAAGUGAACUGCGCCCCAUCUGGAGGGAACCGAGCUCGGUUCCUGGAUGUCUGUUAACGAGUCUUGAAACUCUUGAAUGGGAAAAAUAUGAAGGAAAGGAGGAAGAGAAAGAGGUGGUAGCAUUCCUCUUAAAGAACGGAUUAUGUUUAAAUAAAGUAAUUAUUAAACCUAUAUCCACAAGCCGCAAGAAGAAAAAAAUGCUCAAGGAGUUAGCUUUCUUGCCCAGGAGUUCGCCUACAUGUCGGAUCGUGUACGGCUGA
Eruca vesicaria subsp. sativa (arugula) is the source of this 702-nucleotide messenger RNA. The record is from the annotation of a GenBank genome assembly. NCBI's taxonomy places the organism in Eukaryota, Viridiplantae, Streptophyta, Magnoliopsida, Brassicales, Brassicaceae.